Messenger RNA from Peromyscus californicus insignis, 6342 nucleotides. It is a transcript of the gene Bche, whose product is annotated as butyrylcholinesterase. Gene Ontology annotation, cellular component: plasma membrane. Lineage: Eukaryota; Metazoa; Chordata; Mammalia; Rodentia; Cricetidae. The transcript has 4 exons. Bases 209 to 2017 code for a protein of 602 amino acids. Gene Ontology annotation, molecular function: acetylcholinesterase activity. Gene Ontology annotation, biological process: acetylcholine catabolic process; choline metabolic process. The record is from RefSeq and is a predicted model, not a curated record.
CAGAUGUCAGCCAAGGAAGCCUGGCCAGCGCCAGAUCAAGUUGCUGCUGCCAGCUCUCGCGAGCUUUGUCAGUAAGAGUUGACUGAAAUGUCAGAGCUGUGCAAUUCACAGGCGGGGCGGCUGCUGCAUCCCGCCUUUCCCCGAAGUAGUAUACGACUGCCGCUUUGCAAACUUCGUCAUCCUUUUCUGCAGUGAUUCGGGAAUCAACAUGCAGACCCAGUGCACCACCAUCACACAGACCCACUUCCUCCUGUCCUUUCUACUGCUUGGCAUGCUUUUUGGGAAUUCACACGCUGAAGACUUCAUAGUCACAACCAAGACGGGAAGAGUUCGGGGGCUGAGCCUGCCCGUUCUCGGCGGCACGGUGACUGCUUUUCUCGGGAUCCCUUACGCACAGCCUCCUCUUGGAAAGCUAAGAUUCAAAAAGCCACAACCCUUAAACAAGUGGCCUGGCAUCCAUAAUGCCACCAAAUAUGCUAGUUCUUGUUAUCAGAUCAUAGAUCAAACCUUCCCAGGCUUCCAGGGGUCGGAAAUGUGGAAUCCGAACACGAACCUCAGUGAAGACUGCUUGUAUCUGAACGUUUGGGUUCCAGCACCUAAACCGAAAAAUGCCACUGUCAUGGUAUGGGUUUAUGGUGGUGGCUUUCAAACUGGGACUUCCUCACUACCUGUUUAUGAUGGGAAGUUUCUAGCUCGGGUUGAAAGAGUUGUUGUCGUCUCAAUGAACUAUAGGCUAGGUGCCCUAGGAUUUCUAGCUUUACCUGGAAAUUCUGAGGCUCCAGGGAACAUGGGCUUAUUUGAUCAACAGUUGGCCCUUCAGUGGAUCCAAAGAAACAUAGCUGCCUUUGGAGGGAAUCCUCAGAGUGUAACACUUUUUGGUGAAAGUGCAGGAUCAGCAUCUGUGAGCUUACAUUUGCUUUGUCCCCAAAGCUACCCUCUGUUUACCAGAGCCAUUCUGCAAAGUGGAUCUUCUAACGCCCCCUGGGCAGUAAAGUCUCCAGAGGAAGCCAGAAACCGAACCUUGGCCUUAGCUGAAUUGGCUGGCUGCUCAAAGGAGAAUGAGACAGAGAUGAUUAAAUGCCUUCAAAAUAAAGACCCUGAGGAAAUUCUUCUGAACCAAAGGUUCGUUCUCCCCUCUGAUUCCCUCUUAUCGAUAAAUUUCGGUCCAACGGUGGAUGGUGAUUUUCUCACUGACAUGCCCCACACACUACUUCAACUCGGACAAGUGAAAAAAACUCAGAUCUUAGUAGGUGUUAACAAAGAUGAAGGGACAUCUUUUCUAGUGUAUGGUGCUCCUGGUUUCAGCAAAGACAAUGACAGUCUCAUCACUCGGAGGGAGUUUCAAGAAGGUUUAAAUAUGUAUUUCCCAGGAGUGAGCAGCUUGGGAAAAGAAGCAAUCCUUUUCUACUACGUGGACUGGUUAGGUGACCAGACACCGGAAGUCUACCGUGAGGCCUUGGAUGAUGUAAUUGGAGAUUACAACAUCAUAUGCCCCGCAUUGGAGUUUGCCAAGACAUUUUCAGACCUUGAAAAUAAUGCCUUUUUCUACUAUCUCGAACACCGAUCUUCCAAAAUUCCUUGGCCUGAAUGGAUGGGAGUUAUGCAUGGCUAUGAAAUCGAGCUUGUCUUUGGCUUACCACUGGAAAGAAGAACUAAUUAUACUAGAGCUGAGGAAAUUUUGAGUCGAUCCAUGAUGAAAUUUUGGGCAAAUUUUGCAAAAUAUGGAGAUCCCAAUGGAACCCAGAGCAAUAGCACAAUGUGGCCUGUCUUCACAAGUACUGAACAAAAAUAUCUAACCUUGAACACAGAGAAGCCAAGAAUAAACUCUAAGCUCCGUGCUCCUGAAUGCCAGUUUUGGAAACUAUUUUUUCCUAAAGUCUUGGAAAUGACAGGAAAUAUUGAUGAAACAGAACAAGAGUGGAAAGCAGGAUUGCAUCGUUGGAGCAAUUACAUGAUGGACUGGAGAAAUCAAUUUAACGAUUACACUAGCAAGAAAGAGAGUUGUAUGGGUCUCUAAUUAAUAGAUUCACCCUUUCUAGAAUGUCCAUUUUCCUGUAGAUGAAAGCAACAAUACCAGUAGCUCUCUUCGCAUAUACCAAGAAUGCUAUUAUACAACCAAAGGAGAAUUGCCAGAGGAGAAUAUUGAUUCCUCACAUCUUUCACUUAGUAUUUUACCUAAUGUUUCAGAGCCAAGUCACUAGAAGUUGUUUUAUUAAUUUUCAGAAUAUAAACUUUGAGAAUUAAUUAGGUCUAUAUUAAUACAACAUGCUGUUUUGCUCUUACUUUCCUGAAUAACAUUACUGUUUUUACCUAAAAGGUACAUACUCUAUUUUUAAUUCACUCCUGUAUUAUAUAAACCACAUAUAUAAAAGUAUCUUAAAAAAUGGAAUCAGAUUUUGAAACACUGAUGUUACAGUUUAUAUUAGUGUUUCCUAUAAUUUAUUUACAAAUCUAGUGAAAAAUUGGCUACUCAUAUAUAGAGAGCCAAGGGAGAAUAUAAAAAUAAGAGCCAUGAUAUCUGGGAAAGGUUACAAUGAAGUAAGAUAUGACUAGCACAAACUCUGGAAUUUCAUGUACUGUUGAAAAUCAAACCAACUUGCUACCGUGCAUAAGAAACCACACUUCAGGCAUCAUUUCCUGAGUAUGACUUGUCAUAUGAAGCAGGUCCUAUCCAAGAAUUCCACAGCCAAAGAAAACACAGGACUCCUAAAAGAGAAUCCGUUGCCUCCACACUGUGGUGUGGGGUGGACAGCAGAAAUCAAUGUAUAGGAAUUCUUGGAUGUUGUACCUUUAACAGAUUCACAAGUGAAACAAAUAAUUUUUUAAAAAUUAUUCAUGAAAUAAGUGUAUGUGAAUCUAAACUCCACAUCACAUCAGUCCUCUCUAGGGUCAAUACAUGAAGAAUUGUUAGUAUAGCAUUAAACCAAGUCAUAUAGCUGUCAUGUUAUUUAGGUGAAUGUUUUGGUCCAUGUCUCAAAAUAUGACAAAUAAUAAGUAAGUCUUAGAUUAUAAAAGAAUAAGUGGAGCUAAUCCAGGCAGUUAGAACAUUAUUUUGAUCAAUUAUUGAUAUAUUGCAAAGUGUAAAUUUUAGUGGGUUAGAGUUCAAAUUUUGAUUUAUACAGACUAAAGUAAUAAGUCUCAUUUCUUUAAAUUCUUUUUUUUUUUUUUUUGGUUUUUCGAGACAGGGUUUCUCUGUGUAGCUUUGCGCCUGUCCUGCAACUCACUUGGUAGCCCAGGCUGGCCUCGAACUCACAGAGAUCCGCCUGGCUCUGCCUCCCGAGUGCUGGGAUUAAAGGCGUGCGACACCACCGCCCGGCCGUCUCAUUUCUUUAAAAACUAUCCUCGUUAUAUAUUCUAAUUUUUGAAAAAUAGUAUGCUGAAGAUUAUAAAGACGGGAUAAUUUAAAAAGUGAAGUAAUUAAAUUCUUGUCAAUCUGAUAAUUUCUUGGAUAAUUAUUAAGUGACACAAUUAUACUAAUGCCUAAUAUGUAGGACAAUCUACACAUUGCUGAAGAAGACAACAAAAUCAAUAGUUAGUGAAAUUUCAUAGCCUGGUUGUCUAUACUGUGCUCAAUGGCACCAGUUCUCUUUAUAAAUUUGUUUGCAAAGGAGAGUAUGUAGGAUGAAAGAGGAUUUACCUAAAUGUACUGAAUGUAAAGCAUUAUUUACAAUCCUUCUACACUGCCAAAGAAUAAAGAGAAUUCCAUCAUCAGAUCUAAAAAUGCAUACAAAUAUGUAUUAGGGUUCUUUUAAGGAAGAGAUAAAAUGAAUACAUAUAUUAGAAAGGAAUUUAUUUGGGUGACUUAGGGGUUCUGUAUUAGCAGUUCAAUAAUGGCUGCCUCACACUAGAGAGGCCUAGAAUAUAGAUGGUGUUCAAUAUACAAGACUGGAAGGCUCAGCAUUCCUACUCAGGUGAGGAAGCCUGGAGAAAUCCUCCAGAGCUUCUGGCCUUGAGUCUACUUUGAAAUCCCAAAGAAGUAGGUUCUAAUACUAGGGAAGGGAUGUUACAUCAACAGGAUAGAUUAACUUACCUGCAAGAAUUAGGCCACUCAGGUAAAAUGCAAAAUUUCCUUCUUCCAUGUCCUUUCAUAUGAGCUACUACCAGAAGGUGCAUCACACAUUUAGGAUGGGUCUUCCAGUUUCAAAUUCCCUGAUUUAGAAAAUCACUCAGGAAUGUCCUGAAGCUUGCAAAUCAGUUGACUCCAGAUACCAUCAAGAUAACACCGAAAUUAGGCAUUACAAAUCCAUCCCUUGUCAGCAUGAUAUACAGGCACAUUUCCUUAAGUAAUGCUUAAUUUCCAAAUGAAAGCAAUAAUCAGGUCAUAAUUACACCUAACAUUCUAUAACUGUCCCAUGCACAACUAUAAAUGUAUUAUCUAUUUUAGAAUAGUGAACAAAGUCCCUUGAAGAAUGCUUAGUCUUUUGUGUCUUUCAACUUAAAUAUGAUAACACAGAUUUACAACACUUAACCAAUGAUAUUAUCUCAAUUGAUAUUACAAUGCAUGAUAAAAAAAAACAGAGGGAAGAAAAUGCAAAUAUCAGUGUAUACAUGCAAACAUGUUCUUUGCAUAAUAAGACAGAAAUUCAUAUCAAUUACAAUAAUUUCUGCAACUGAAUAUUGGCCAAUAUUUAUAACUAUAUUUCUCUACUAUCUGUUUUUUUAUUUCCUUCACCCUUAUCAAGCAGCUUACUUUUACGAGUUUCCUAGAAUCUAUGUCAAUUAAAAACAAAUAUCCAAUAGGCUAUGCAAAUCUAAUUGUUUAUUUUUCCUCAAUGCAUAGUUACUCUAGUAAAAUGCCAUAGGUCCUUCUAUAAAAGGGCAGGAGAAAGAUUAACAAUAAAACUCUUCAAUAUUCUAACACAAUCCUAACUCAGGGGAUCCUGACCUUCCCUUCAUUCAAGGAGUUCUAGGUUUUCUAACUGGCUCAGGUCUAGAAAUUGACAGGCAGAGACGCCUUAUUGCGACAACCCAAUUUAUCCUUUUUUGUAUUUGUUCUAGAGUUUUUCCACUUCCAUAGAUGAAACAAACGCUUAACAGGCUUCUAUCUGUUUUGUUCCUAGAAGCACCAUGUUUCAUUAGCCAGUACCAAAGGUUCCUAUGGGUCAGACCUUUACACUCAUUGCUUUGUCUGUGCUGCCCAUUCCAAUACCUAGUCUUGUCUUAACUUUGACAAUUCAAUGAUGCCACCUGACCUCUGCAACUCAGGGGCUCAGUUAAACCCAUUAUGAUUAAUUUAUCCACUGAGCAGCAGCAUCUUCAAUCCUAAGAUCUGACACAAGAAAAAGAGCAACAACAAAGCUUUUCAAAUCUGCCGGUGCCUGCCUUAGUGUUUUCUGUGUUAUAUAUUCCAUGUCAGCCGUUCACCAUUUUCUGUAGUGAAAGGCAUGUAUUCUUGGCCUUAUGCCAGGGAAGGAAGAGAUUUUGCACAGAUUAUCUACUCCAACAUUCCAAAGCCUAGAGUCUCAUCAACAAUAGGCCAAGAUGCAGCAGGCAUAUCCAGAUCCCUCUAAGUAGAAUAUCAUUUCAGAACCACAUCAGCCUACCAAUCAUAUAAACCUUUGGUACUCCUUUAUUAACUGUGAAAACUUCCAUAUUAACCCCAGAAUCACCACAAAGAGGGUCUAUAUCAAUAAUCACAGCCUGAUCCAGUUUUGUGUUCCUUCUACCACAAUCCUACACCUUUAAGAUCCAUUCUCACGAGCAUUCCCUUGACCUCUACUUGAAUGAAAUGGAAAGUUCAUUAAUUUUUUUAAUAAUGUAGUGCCCCUCACAGACCUCACUACUCGGGCCAUUCUUAGUCUCCUUAAAGGUCUACAGAUAACAAUUAGUAGGCACCAAGGGACAUCUGUAUUGUCUUGCCUAGCAUUCCCUUUAAGGAAGGUAAUUUUGAGUUCUGUGUACAAUACAGGGCCACGUCUCUCAUUCAAGGAUGGAGAGAGCAAUACUAGGAGGGAUGUGUUUGUGGUGUAUAUUCUUAUAAGAGUGGGGAGACAACUUUCUCAGGUGAGAUAAUAUAGUGGUUUGAAUGAGAAUCCCCCCCCCCCACACACACACACACAGGCUCAGCUAUUUGAACACUUAGUCAUCAGUUGAUGGUGUUGUUUGGGAGGCUUAAGGGGUACAACUUUGCUGGAGGAGGUGUGUCACUGUGGAUAGGCUUUGAGAUUAUAUAACCUCAUCAUACCUCUAGUUCACCCUUUCUGCUUUGUGCUUGUGUUUGAAGACCUAAGCUCUCAGUUUCCUGUUACAGCCACCAUGCCUGCUGCUUGCUACCAGGCUUCCCACUGGGGACUGUUAUCCCUCUGGAAUCAUAAGCCCAAAUAAAUGCUUCCUUCUAUAAGU